AUGUCGUCUUUGGUUCACAACCAUCUUCGAAGGAAACGAGUUGGCCUAGUGCUCACCAAGAAAAAAAGGCUAAAACCGCUUUUUGUUGCGUUUGUGAAAUUGUGUCGGUACGUUUAUAACCACCUCAAUAUGCAUUUUAUAAUAUUCUCUCCCUAAACUGCAUCGCGUACAUAUAAAUGAUGUAUUACCUUUUAAUGGUUUGUUUGAUUUUAGGGAGACUGGAAUCGACUUAGUUGAGGUAAGAGGUUUUGUAAAGCAAGGGAAGCGGAUCGAUCGAGCAUUAAUCACGCUUUUGCUUUAAUACUUGCAUAGUGCAGGUAACGUUAAAAUAGUGUGAAGGUUAUUACUCGGGAGAUUGUUGUAAAUAAGACCGCUACCAUCAUCCAACAAAGUAAACGUUAAGUUACAUAGGGAAAAUUCUCUCACUCUUCAUUCGAUAUUUUUUAUUUACGUGAUUAUUUCGAAGCUUAUAUUGAUCAACUCGCCGUUGAUUUCAUCAGAGCUCAUGAGUAAAAUUUAUCGACCCUUGAAGGCGUCGAAAUAAAGCAGCAUGUUGUUUAUGCAAAUCGUAUUGACGCACUUGAUAUUCGAUUGGCAUAAUUCCCUUCCUAAGAGAAAUGCCCCUAGCUAGGAGGUCCAAUACUUCACUAAAAUGUUGAAACACUUUGGCUUGUUCGAUAGUAUAACAGCAAUUUUAAGUAAAGCUAUAUAUCCGUAGUCUCAUGGGUGUCUUCCAGGCAGGUUAAAAACUCCGACUCCGAGAAAGAAAUACAGAAGUUAGUUGUAAUUAAGUAGGGAACCUUAAGAGGUAUGUCAUUCAUACCGAAGAGCGCUUACUUUCAUAGAGAACUUUCGAUGAAAAAAACUCCUACAAAUGGAACUGGUAUAUUUACCGAAAAUAGGAACGGGAUUGAGUUGUAUCAUUUGCAAAAUACCGAUAAAGCUUUCGCUUUCUCUCGCGAGGAAGCCUGGCAUGGCACUGGUAUUAAAUUCACACAAUACGGCCGUUCCGGUAUUACCGUAAAAUCGAUGCCUCGGAAAAAAUUACCUUUUUCCCGUGCAGAAAAAUUUUCACCAGAAUGAACUCUUUCCACUUGAAUUCGUGCCGGAAUCAGGAGUCGAUCGUUACCGGGCUUUCAAUACAAAAGGUAUUAAAUUAAGCGCUCGAAGUUUCUAGCACACCCGUCUGAAGAAUGGACCGAUUUGCCUGAGUGGGUCGUCGGUGAACGCGUACAAGGGUUCUUUAAGAUCGUUUUUAAAAAUAUUUUGUAGUAAAAAACAAAAAUAUUUCUUUUCUCUUAAAUUAUAAAGAAUAUUUUUAGAUUUCUCCUCAGGGAGUUAUUUACAGGGCCAACCUCUCCUACACUUUUGUAAAUGCUUUCAAAAAGUUCUGUCUCAAGAGUCUGUUCAAGUAUUUAUUAGCAGUCUAAACGUGCAUGACGUAAGCGAUCUCGUGGCGUUCUCCUGAGUGUAGGACUGUUUCAUGUCAAGCCUGAAGUCAAGUAGUGUUUUAUACCAAUUUACUUUUCCCGCGCUUUUAUAAACAUGCUUUUGAAGUCACUCGAGGCAUUUCGGUGGUUGCUUGCGUGCAAAGGAAAUAGGAAACGUCUGCACGCAGACCAUUUCGGUGGCGGAUGCGCAAAGAGUAUCUGAAAUUCCAAAGGAUGGCAUAUACACAAUUAAUCUGGUAGCUAAAAGAUGAAACUUGCGCAACACUUUGCCUCUUUAAUAAUAACCACAAAAUACGUUCAGUAGUCAGUCAUUAGACAGUUUAACCUUCACGUAUACGGCAAACGGCAAACGACAGAUUCAAGUUGAGAAUUUGUUAAAAUAGAAAAUGAGCAGAUAAAAACCAGCUCAGAAAAUUCUUAUGGAUAACAAAUUAUGUGAAAAUACAUUCGACUCUCUCUUAACGGACACCUCUGUGAAACGGACACUUAGAGUUGGUCCCUGCCUUUCUUUACUCCCUUUAUUUGACUCUCUAUAAGACGGACACUUAGAGCCGGUCCCAAAGGUGUCCGUCUUAUAGAGAGUUGACUGUACUCAUUUGUGUGUAGAAAUAAUGGACAGUAGGCGACAAGCAAAGGGGAAACUUGGUCACGUGGUACAAAUCGCGUUUGCCGUUUGACGUAAACGUGAUGCUCAGCCUUCCUUCCUAUUGUUUUCUUUUCGUUCUCGCGGGAAUGGUGAGAUCACUGACAGUCUAGACUGUAGUCAGAAAAGACACAGAGCUGAGAAAGCGAACCAAGUAGAAAUGGUCUUAGAUCAAGUGGUCUCUGUUGGACUCACACUGCACUGCUAUGAGGAAACCGUUUCUGAAGAAAAAUUUGGAAUGGAAUUCGCGAUGUAGCUAGACUACGAGUAGUCCCCCAUUUUUCCUCAGGGAUAGGAGAGCGAGCUAAACGCGAGCGCGCAUGAAAAUCACCCCACGCGAGAAAAGGCGACACGCGGCGUGGGGUGAUUUUCACACGCGCUCGCGUUUCGCUCGCUCUACUAUCCCUGAGAAGAAAUGGGGGACUACUCGUAGUCUACAAUGUAGCUUGAACCUGCAGCCGUUUCAUUGACCCCAUGCCGAGUAGCAGAAGGGUUUUUCUUUGCUUUUUACUUAUAGUCUGUAAUAUCUGAUUUGUAAUAGAAUUAAUUUGGCACGCUCGCUGCGACUAGCGUUUUUAUGGCCAACUGCGUGCCAGGAAAUUAUACAAGCAAUGUUAUGAUAACAAAUGUCUUGUCUUGACUUUUUACCACAUUUCAUACAAACAAGCGUGAUACUGCCAGCGUUGUAGGAUCAAAAGAAACGCCUGUGUUACCUUAUUAAACAGUCAAAUAUUUAAUUAAUAAUGCAUUUUAAUAAAUGCAAAUAAUAGAAAUUUUAUGGAACGUUUUACGAAACGCAACAUGAAAAAUGCAUUACAUAUUUCGGUUUUAUCAGGUUGAGUUAGACAUACCGCUUGAGGAACAAGGUCCAUUUGAUCUGAUAAUACAGAAGGUACCAGAUUACCUGGGCAAGGCGGUUGGAAAAGAGCUGGGCAAAGACGAAGCUUUGCAAAUGUUGCAAGGAAUCAAGGUCAGUAAGGGAUGGUCAGUUAGAAAAGUUAUGGGGGAAGUGCGGAAUUUCAAAGCCCGUGAGUUUUCUAAUGGUCCAUCCCUAAUCUACAGCUAUAACUCCCAGUUAGACCUGAUAAAAGGAAUCUUCGCACAUUGUGUAAUCAACAGCGUCCGUAUGGACCACAUUAAAGCAUUGUGGGCGAAAAUUUAAUGAGUGAAAAAUAUUUUAGUGGGGAGGAGGGGGGGGUGGGCUAAGCACGUAGGGGAUAGGGAGGAAUGGAAAAAAGAAAGGGGUUGGGAUUGGGAUUGGGAUUCCCUUUCGCGCUUUUCUCCUUCCCCUCUCCCCCUCCCCUUUUUGCGCCUGCCAGGCAGGCUAAGAGAGUUUCGGAUGUCAACCCUAUGGCCUGAUCAUACUAGCUGUGAUUGAAACCCGGGGACCGACCAUUUCUCGAUAGUUUUAACGCCCUUUUAGGCCCAGACAGCUACUUUAUGAGUGCAGUGAUGUGAAUGAAUAAAUAAAUGAAUGUUAAAAAGGCGUUAAACUCUAUGGCAGCGUUAAAAUUUGGUACCCACACACGGUGCCCGACCACGGUACUCGCUGGAGACUGAUAUGAGCACACCCUUUUGUCAAGUACCCACGCUCAGAAUUCGGGCACAAUAGUGGGCACCGGGUCCUUGUGUGUACGCCGUUUUUGUCCGGUGUGGGGAAGCCAUUGCCAAGGUGCCCGACUGACGGUACUCACUGGGCGCUGAAGUGUACACACCUUUUUUUUUCAUGAAUAAUUUCGGGUACAGUGAUUCGAAUUUUUCAAGUGACUUUUUUCUACCCUCGUCGGCCUCAUGGCUGCAUAAGGACCCUAAUACAUAUAGAGUGGACAAGCGUGUAGCCUGCGAUCAUGCCAUUAUCUCCAUCUGUUCAUCCCCUCCCGAAAAAAAGACAAUAAAAUAAAUUAAAUAGUAGCGCCUAUUUGCUAGCCUGCGUAGCAGGCGCUUGGAAGUAGUGGGCGCAAGAAAGAGCGAGCACGCGAGAGGGAGACACGCGCGCCCGUUUUUUCUUGGGCCUGCAACGUAGGCUACCUAUUUGCAGGUUUUCAGCGCACAGCAGACGUCUCUUAAUUCUAUUUUUUUUUUAAUGAAAUAUGAUAGAUAGAUAUGAUGCACAGACUAAUGCUGUGUUCACUUUUUACCGGAUAGCUUCACGUGCAGACACAAAAAGCUAUCCGGUAUAGUGUGAACACCUGUCCGAUAUGUGACUUCACUUUAGGGAAAGCGUGGCGCAACAUCGCUGCGUUAUCGUUAUCGUUAUCGUUAUCGUUCUUAUGCGUGAAAAGAAGCCCUAUCUGGUAUGGUUUUCGUGCCGGCGCAAAAGCUAUCCGGCAUAGUGUGAACACCUAUCCGAUAUGUGACUUCACUUUAGGGAAAGCGUGGCGCAGUAUCGCUGCAUUACAGAAAUCGCGCUGAAAUCAUCGUUCUUAUGUGCGAACAGAAGUCCUAUAUGGUAUGGUUUUCGUGCCGGAGCAAAAGCUAUCCGGUAUAGUGCUAACGUAGCCUAACACUUGAGUUGUUCUUUUAUUCGUCUGAAAGUUUCGCCGCUCACAUGAUAAACUGUUCCUUUUCAUCAGCUGUAUGCUAGAGAUCACCCCGGAGUUAUCCUGCUUGAUCCACUGGAGCCAGUUUGUAAUUUGCUUGACAGAACAAGAAGUUACCAGGUCAUGAAAGAAUGUGCAAUUACUUCGGAGAAAGGUAACAUUUAAAUUAGCCUGCAAGCAAGCUCUUCAUUUGGGGGAGACGCGAGAAGUCACGCGAGAACAACACGCAAAAGGAGGCGCUCGCCAUAAUAGACGUCUUUAGCUUGUGUGUUUUGUUUUUCCAAUGUAGGUCAUAUGAUAAAACUCAAGAGAACUGUUUCCUUCAAAUUUCGAAUUAUUCCGGUGCAUAUGCACGCAUAAUUUCUGAAAAGAAAAAGUGUCAAAUGUCCCUGAGACCUCUAUUGGGAAAACAAAACGUACAAGCUAAAGAGGUCUAUUGGAGAGCUUGUUCGUAGCCUCGCACGCUACAUUUGAAUGUAACUGAUUUAAAUCUCCGGCCGUAAAUAUAUUUAAUGCUCAAAACGUUAAAACUACCUUCACUUUGCCGGAUGUAAAUCACUUGUUUUUCGGCUCAAUAUUCUCAGCCCUCUAGGAUGUUGUUUUCAUAUAUCUUCAAGUUUUCAGGGGCACCCAACGACAAUUUUCGGAAAAUUAUCUGUUCGGAAGACGAUUUGAGGUCUAGAAUUUUCGGAUCAUUUUCUGAAAAAUUUCUCGCUUGCCUGCCUCUCCUAAGAUUUUCGAACUUCAAAAAAAUUGUAUAAUUGCCCAUUUUUAAUGGAUUUUUACCCUAAAAAGGUCACCUAGAAUUUUCGGGAGCCUUUUUUCUUCCUGAAAUUUUCGAAAAGGUAAAUUUUGAUCCCUAUAAUUUUCGGAUCACUAUACUUUCAGCUAGGAAAUCCGAACAGAUGGAAAAUUUUUAGGGCAUAAAAAUAAGCCUUUAUCUACCGUUUAAAUACUAAAGUACGUUCAACAAUGCUAUGUUUAUGUGGUUUUGAACUAUAUUCUCGUUGGGUGCCCCUGAGUUUUUAUGUGUUUCCUGACUAAUCGGGAAACUUUAGCUCAAGGGAAUGCGUCAUGAUUUUCUUAAUUUCCUUAGUUUGUUGUCGGUUCUCUUCCCUAAGUUAUUUUUCUUAUGUCUGUUUAUACUUUCCCUCCUGAUUUAUUUUAUUUUAGGGAUAAGGGCGGUGGUGCCUAAUUUUGUACAAAUUGACGUGUUGGAUAUUAAAGAAAAUUUGAUGAAAAUAGAGAAAGCAGGCGUUUCCUUUCCAAUGAGUAAGUUGACGUUACUUCGAUGUUGUAAGUUAUUAUUCUCUUUAUUUACUUCGAUGUUGUAAGUUAUUAUUCUCUUUAUUCUAUAUUCCUGAUAACGAUUAUGACAAAGAUUUAAUGUAAAGGCUCUAGCGCUAUCUAAAUGUGUUUUUUAAAGUAAAUACAAAAGGAGUUCAUGUUAAUAAUUUUAUAGUUCAUUUUAGUUUUUUUUUUCUCCAGUUGUCUUGUCAAAAAAACUUAUAAACGUGCGAUUUUUGGAGCAAUAAAGAGAAUACAGUAAAGUUUUCUUCCCUUGUUGGUCACAUGACAUUCGCGUCCUGUUGUCCACCUACAAACUCCGCAAAACAAACCUUUAGCAUAAAAGAUAGCCUGCGUAGCAUGCGCUAUAAAGCAAUAUUGGCGCAUAAAGGAACGGGGCGCGCAUGGGGGGACACGCCAGGGGAAAGGUAGCUCCCACUCUCCUCGUGUGCCUUACUCGCGCGCCCCGUUCCUUUUUGCGCCCAUAUUAUUUUUUAUGUGCCUGCUACAGAGGCUACAUAGAACACCUUGGUCAGGGAUCGAACAGCUGUAUAAAAUUACUUAGCAGAUAACUAGUGUAAAUGGACCGUGAGGUUCACUCAGGCGCGACAUAGCGGCCGGAAGGACUGAGUGGGGAGCUUUUCGUGGAGAGGUCACCGGACUGGAAAAGAUAACUAACGGACUUUGGACCGGAAGGUCCAACACACCUUCCCACCGGUAGAGGGGCGUUGGUUGACGCCCCUAAAAACGGUUGCCAUGGAGACAAGAAGUCCCAGUAAUCGAAAACCAGUUUUAUAGUAAGCCUUAUUAUCAAUUGGUCUGUACGUUGAUUCACUUUAUACUGCUUAUUUCAGUUUCUAAGCCAGUGAUUGCUGAUGGAUCUGAUGUGUCUCAUAAGGUUAGUCGUAUUCCCUGACUCUAUUUCAGUUCCUUCGGGGUAGUCUCGUUGCCCAGGACUCUUGUCCAGCUCUGAUCUCUGGUCUCUUCUCUCCAGAGGCCACUUGGUGUCAUAGGUAGGCUGGGGAGAGGCAAAAUGAAAUGAAAGCAUGAAGUGGACAAUUUAUCAUAAUCCACCGCCUGUUUUCGUCGUAGGAAUUACAGUAAUACUUCUAUUUGUAAUUACAGCUACGAUUAUUUUAGCUUUUAAGUGGCACAAAAAUCACCGUACAAGAGAUUUGCAACGAAACUUUUGUGUAUUCUUAUUCCGGAAUACGAUCAAUCAAACUAAGCUUUCUCGUACGGAAUCGUUCGCUACGCGGGAUUCUUUGGCUCCUGACUAUUAUUUUUUGUAACAUGGAUGCUUUAUUCGAGCUACUUAUUGUCAUUUCAGAUGGCGGUCAUAUUUAACAAAGAAGGGCUGAAGGAUUUAAUGCCGCCAUGCGUUAUUCAACAGUUUGUCAACCACGACGCAAGACUGUUCAAGGUUGGCCAGUUUUAAAUAUAUCUGACCUACUUAUAAUUUUGUCAUUUCUUAUAUAAGAGUGUUAACUCUUCCAAGGACGAUGAUAUCAUGCCUUCGGUAAUAUUUAAGUUGAACAUUAGACUGGUUUACACUGAGUAUUUUCCGGUGGGGAUAGGAUCCUUUGUAUCGCGAAAAUUGGGUAAAAAUGAGUGUGUGACCGCUUCUUCCCGAGAUACCUUAACUCGCGUUUCUAAGUCACACUAUAAAACAUCCAAUCAGUAGAGUGGUUAUAAAAUUAUCCCGCGUAAAAGAUGUACCGCCGCUGCGUGGCCCACGGAAAACGACAAUCUUGAGUGCGAUCGCCUCUAUUUCGGGAUCUAAAAUACUACAAAUAAUGCCGAUAAUGUAACGCGAGAAAAGUACCAUGGAACAUUGCUUUUCUCACGGUGUGUACAACCACGAUUGUAAAGUAAAUUAGUUUGUUAAAAAAUCAUCUAAUAUUUGAAAUUUUCGUCCACCAUACAGGUUUAUGUGGCAGGCAAUCAUCGCUAUAUUGUUCAACGGCCAUCAAUAAAAAACUUCUACAACACUGGUGGUACGUGUGAAACAUUUUAAUUAGGAAUUAAGAUUAAAAUCAUAAUUCAUAAUAUUGAGAAAAUUAGGAAUUAAAUAAAUUUAUUUCGAAAUUAAUGUAUAAUUCCGAUUCUGAGUAGUUCACUUCUGGCGGGAGAAGUUUGGAAAAUACUAAUUGCAGAGGAAUGAUGGUUUGACUUGUAUUCCUUAUUCUCGUGAGCUUUGACUGAUUUUGAAUCGAUUGAAAAAAGACCAUAAGUUUUAUGUUUCUCAUAAUUACAAAUCCUGCUCUAUUAUUGGUCAGAGCAAGUAUAUUUCCUAUUUCUAUAGCACGCGCCUGACGUCAUCAUGCACUUUCUUUUUCAAAACCAUGACGUCACCAGCAAGAGUAGUAUGUGCGCAAGUCAUGAGAGAAGGAACGAAGAACUUGUUUUUCGUGAACUGUUGAGUUGUAUAGUCCCUUGGCAAUUUGCCUAGAACAAAAGUUGACUUCCGUCUUAAUUUGAUGUCUUUGUCUUGCGUAGUAAUUUUUCCACACAGAAUGCAACGGUUGUCGUAACGCUCAAAUUACGUUAAAAGAUGAUUUGUUGUGUGACAGGACGCUGCAGUCUUUGCUGUUUUUGUUGAGCGACAAAUCGCGCGAUCGCCCUUAUAUACAUCCCUUAAUUUUGUCUAGUUAGUGCACUAUAUAAGUUCAACUCGUGGAGCUUGGGCUACCUGAGCUCAAAUGACACCGUUUAAAAGUCUUUUUCUGUUUGUUUUUACAGCCAAGGAUAGAGAAACAAUAUUCUUUUUAUCGAACGAAAUGUCGAAAUCUUAUUCAGCCUCCUAUCUUCACAAGGUAAGUCUAGUGCAAUUGAAAUGUUUUGUUAACUCUGUUAGAAAAAGGUAGUGAUCAGCGCUUGGUAUGCAUACCUUCUCUAUGCCGUCAUCCUCGUCUUCAUCAAUGUUUUUUUUUGCGUUUAGAUUUUCUUCUUUUCUUUCUCUUUUGCAGACUUUUACUCUAUUAUUUUGUUGUCGAGGCUUAUCUGUCUUUCUUCUCUUUGUUCUUUGUUCACUUGUUUUUUUUCAUCUUCUCUUCUCGUCUGUUCUCUUCCUCUUUUUCCUACUGUAACAUCUUUUCCCAAAUCGUUCUUUCUUCUCUUGUCCUUACUUAGUCAGAUCGAGUUUGGCUAGUAGUACAUCGGCCGACAAUGCGUCCUUCCAGUAGGUAGCAACCAACCUCGUUCCCAUGCAGGAUUCUCUCCUAUUCCCAAUUACGAGUAGAAGAGAACCCUGGGAACGAUGUUACAUGGGUAGCAACAAGUGUACUGGCAGUAGGCUACAGCUCCUGCUGAAUUGCGACCUUUUAACUGGGGGUUAGUAAUUUGCAAUAUAAUCUUUGUACAGAUUGUUGGUUGAGGAAAUAUGAGUAAAACACGGCUCGUGCUUGGGAAUUAGCUCACCCACACGUGGGUUCGGAAAUCUUUUUCUAGCUGAUGGUAGAAUGGAAAAACAACGUGCAAUUGUCUAUCGCCAUUAUUUUCUCAUUGAAUAAACCUUUUAAGUUAAACCUAAAUGCUGUUUAUGUUAGUAAUUGUUAGUUUUUUUUUCCGAAGCGUAACUUUUCAACUUGGUUUGUUUAAUAGUUAGAUGAAGAUGACGAUGAAGACGGCUCUGUAUAUCCUGAUGACAAACUUGUGUCGGACCUUUUAGAUAAACUAGAACGAAAACUGGUAAGGUCACUGAAUUACUUGUGAGCAUACACGUCUUCUUGAAAAAAAUCCAAUGUCUUAAAAAGGUGCGCGAGAUGGUGAAGGUUACAGUGAUACCAGCUUUUCACUAUAACGGAGAAAACGUUUCUACGAGCAAAUGACAAAUUAACGUGCCGUAUUCAUUUUUAGGCCCAGUUUAUAAAUCGCGCUUCUGUCGUACGAACUUAAUUGUUGAAUUAAGUUCGACAAAAGUACGGCAGAGGCACGAUGUCUGAAGAAACGUUUUGACUUUGGUUUGGCAGAGCAAAGUUCGCGGACAAGCUCUGCUGCACGACUGAUGCUACACGACUCUGGCACGGCCGUGCUUGUUAAGUGUGUCGAACUAAAUUCAUAAAUUUUGGAAACUGUAUUUUCUCGGGAUUUGUGAUCAUGAUUUUGUUUCAGUUACCACUGACUUGAUACUACUUACACGGAAAUGGAGUUCGACUCUGGCUCGAAGUCUGAAUUCGUGCGUUUGUCACUCUUCUGUACGUAUAACCCAGUUUCCGUGCGAGUUCGUCGAGAUAGUUGGGACAUGAGCAAAAAAAAAAUGAAUGACCCCCACUCUAACGUUCGCACAAUAACUCGAUUGGAAACGCUUGCAACGCAGGCUAUUCGGCACGGUAUGCAGAAGCAGGAUUUAUGGAACUGUAUUUAGUGUCUAAGAGUGCAAAUGUGAUGGCAUCCAGAUCUGAGAGCAUUUAGUGUCUGGAAAUUAGAGCGUAACAUUUUUUAUUUUUCUUUUUUCUUUUUGAAUCAGAAUUUGACAUUGUUUGGUAUCGACUUGAUCGUUGAAAAAGGAACGGGGCAUCAUCUUGUAGUCGACAUCAAUUAUUUCCCUGGUAAGAGAAAUUUUGGUGUAUUAAAUGCACGGAAAUAAAAGAUAAUAAGGAUCAUCAAUAAUCAAAGAUUUAGAUGAUAAUGGAAAUUUUCUUUAUGUUUUUGAAUGUACAGUUGUAAAUUUCGCUACGUAUAGGCAAUUUACAAAUGCUGCCUGAGACUGUAUUAUUCAAAAAAAAAAAAGGAGAAGAAGAAGAAGAAAAAAUCAAAAUUGCAUUAAGUCUGGGCUAUCCCUAUUCCUAUUUCUACAACAAAAGAUGUAAUAUGUUGCUCUAAUGGCUAUAUUUAUCAUUUUCUUGAUUAUAUAAAGUUGCUGCUUUUUGUUAAUGCCAAUGUCAUUCAUCAUGGCUAAGAACGUGAAGUAUUCGUGGGAGAAAACGCCAAGGGAGCUCAAGGAGAGAUUUACAAAUUUCACACAUCUGUAAUUUCUACUCAUUUCUUUGAUCAACUUCAGAUAUUUUUCUUUUUUAGGCACUGCAUUGUUAUUAAGGUUAGACUUGAAAGCAACUGUUAAUUCUAGAACAUAUAGGCACUUGGACUGGAUAAUAAUAAUAAUAAUAAUAAUAAUAAUAAUAUCAUUAUCAUCAUCAUCACCACCACCCACACCACCACCACCACUACCAUCAUCAUCAUCAUCAUCAUCACCAAUAUCAUCAUCGUUAUCACCAUCAUCAUUAUCAUCAUUAGCAGCGCUUCGAUGUGAAAACUGACUGUUAUUAAUCAUUUAUCUUUGGUUCGAUCUUUAGGUUACGAUGGUGUGCCCUCCGCUCCAGAAAAAAUCACAAAGUAUGUACACGAGUUGCUCGACGAAUCCUUCAAAAGAGAACAACUGGAAGUUCAAAGAGCCUUUUGACCUCUUAGAGGAGGCAUUAUUAAAGCUAAAUCUCGAAAAAUGUCUUCACCAAGCAAAUGAACGAAACAAUAGCCAUGCACCUACAUUGCAUCCAUGUGUGGCUACAACAGGGAGUGUGCAGCAAUAAAACUCCACAUUAGGUUCUUAAGCAGUCAUCUUCUUCCACAGCUUAGCGGCGGAGGUGAAGAUUGCGUCUAAACGUUGUUUGAGGUCAAGAAUUCGCUCACAUGGAAACUCUCGCCUAUUCCACAGUUCCAUACAUUUGGGCGCUUUAAAGUGUAUCAAUCGUCUUUGCUAGGACAAGCUAUACCCUAUUAUUUCUUUAUCGAGUGAUCUUUACCCUUCACUUUUGAGACCUCCAACAGCUAGCAAGAGACAAAACUUUCUAAAUCAACGGUGAAUCUUGUGUUUUCUCUUGAGAGUGACUGAGUUAUCUAUCAGCUUUCUCUCAUAACAGGGCAGUCACCUGGAUUUGCCGCUACCACAACUUUUGAGAAGGCGGAUAAUUUAACAGCGAGGAAGUUCUUUUCUUUAUAAUUUUCCUUUCGUUUCCUAUCAAAGACGCUUGGAGUCAUGCUAAUACAUAUGGAAGCCGAGGGAAACCCCGGCCCGCGGCACUUAGUCAGACUUAGUGGCAGCGCUGUUAAAUUCUUCUCCCUCUUUUUCAAUUUCUAACUUACGUUAGUGUAAAUGUUAAUUAUUUAAUACAAAAUUUAUAUUUGAUAUAAAUAUGGGCGGUUUAUUAAAUAUACAAUUUUGGAGUCAUGAGACAUAAUUUACAUUGUUGGAGAGCAAUGAUCACCUCGUUUCUAUCUUUAAUAAAAGUUAAAAAUUUGUUUUCGUAUUUUUUGCUAUAUAACAUGUUUUUACCUAUUAAAACUAGUUUUUCCUGUGAUGUGUGAUCAUGAGUUUUUUGCGAAGGUUAAUAAAAUUUAUAUCAACCCCAAAUAUAUUUAAGAGUUACUGUUAAGGGGAAAAAGCCCUUGAGUAAGUCGCUGUCAUCUUGGAUUUUGUGGCUUCUCGUUUUUUGAAAAAGCAAGGCAACCGUUUUGUGACUUUUUUUCCAAGGAUUUAUAUUAUCGUGGUUUAUUUAU
Molecule: messenger RNA, 12416 nt
Organism: Porites lobata
Lineage: Eukaryota; Metazoa; Cnidaria; Anthozoa; Scleractinia; Poritidae
Source: the annotation of a GenBank genome assembly